AGAGUGGCAGUGCGAGGUUCUACCUCUACAUAGCCAUAACCAUUGCUUUGUGCGUGGUGAGUAGAUUGCCAUGUGAAGUCACCAGUAACCAGCCUGAAUACUCCACCGUUCCAGCAAACGAGGUCUUGAUAGGCUGGAGGAUCGAGAGUUUUCAGUGGAUUUGGAGUGUCGCGAAGAGAGGAAAACAAGGACGUAUCCCGCAGUUGCAGAGGUGUGGUUUGGCGAGGGCAUGGAGCACCCUGUGAACAGAGGGGAGACGAUGUCCAUGGGACUGCACGACAGGUACUGUGCAAUCCACCAACACUCCUUUGUGGUUUGGACGACCCACUCUCUCCUCGCUGCCUCCCCGGCUUACCACCUGACGGGAUCCCUCGUGGAGGACGACGAUCCUCACAUGAAAGUGUCGCUAGGGUGUGGUGACAUGGGCGUCUCUGCCCACCUGCAGGCCUCCAAGACCGGAAACACCCGCUUCUUCACAAGCAACACCCACAGCUCAGUGGUCCUGCAGGGAUUUGACCAGCUGAGGAUAGAGGGAUUACUAUGUGACGUCACCCUGGUGGCGGGGGACGGUGACGAGGCCUUCCCUGUCCACCGCGCCAUGAUGGCGUCCUCCAGCGACUACUUCAAAGCCAUGUUCACAGGUGGAAUGAAAGAACAGGAUUUAAUGUGCAUCAAGCUGCACGGCGUGAACCGAAUAGGUUUGAAGAAGAUCAUCGACUUCAUCUACACGGCCAAGCUUUCCCUCAACAUGGAGAACCUGCAGGACACUCUGGAGGCAGCCAGCUUCCUGCAGAUCCUCCCCGUGCUCGACUUCUGCAAGGUCUUCCUCAUAUCCGGGGUGUCUCUGGAUAACUGCGUGGAGGUGGGGCGCAUCGCCAACACGUACAACCUCACCGAGGUGGACAAAUACGUCAACAACUUCAUCCUCAAGAACUUCCCCUCGCUGCUGGGCACGGGGGAGUUCGUCAAGCUGCCCUUCGAGCGGCUGGCCUUCGUCCUGUCCAGCAACAGCCUGAAGCACUGCAGCGAGCUGGACCUGUUCAAGGCGGCGUGCCGCUGGCUGCGCUACGAGGACGGCCGCAUGGACCACGCCCCCAAGCUCAUGAAGAACAUCCGCUUCCCCCUCAUGAACCCGCAGGAGCUCAUCAACCACGUGCAGACGGUGGACUUCAUGCGCACGGACAACACCUGCGUCAACCUCCUGCUGGAGGCCAGCAACUACCAGAUGAUGCCCUACAUGCAGCCCGUCAUGCAGUCGGAGCGCACGGCCAUCCGCUCGGACAGCGCCCACCUGGUCACGCUGGGCGGCGUGCUGCGCCAGCAGCUUGUGGUCAGCAAGGAGCUGCGGCUGUUCGACGAGAAGGCGCACGAGUGGAAGGCGCUGGCGCCGAUGGACGCGCCGCGCUACCAGCACGGCAUCGCCGUCAUCGGGAACUUCCUGUACGUGGUGGGCGGCCAGAGCAACUACGACACCAAAGGCAAGACGGCAGUGGACACGGUGUUCCGGUACGACCCGCGCUACAACAAGUGGAUGCAGGUGGCGUGCCUCAACGAGAAGCGCACCUUCUUCCACCUCAGCGCGCUCAAGGGGCACCUGUACGCCGUGGGAGGGCGCAACGCGGCCGGGGAGCUAGCCACUGUGGAGUGCUACAACCCCAGGACAAACGAGUGGACGUACGUGGCCAAGAUGAACGAGCCACAUUACGGCCGCGGGACGGUCUACGGAGGCUACAUGUAUAUUUCAGGUGGAAUCACUCACGACACUUUCCAGAGGAGGCUGAUGUGUUUCGACCCGGACGCAGACAAAUGGACUCAGAAGGCGCCCAUGACGACGGUGCGCGGCCUGCACUGCAUGUGCACGGUCGGCACCCGCCUCUACGUCAUCGGGGGCAACCACUUCCGCGGCACGAGCGACUACGACGACGUGCUGAGCUGCGAGUACUACUCGCCCGCCCUGGACCUGUGGACGCCCAUCGCCGCCAUGCUGCGGGGCCAGAGCGACGUGGGGUGGGCCGUGUUUGAGAACAAGAUCUACGUGGUGGGCGGCUACUCGUGGAACAACCGCUGCAUGGUGGAGAUCGUUCAGAAGUACGACCCCGAGAAGGACGAGUGGCACAAAGUGUUCGACCUCCCCGAGUCGCUGGGCGGGAUCCGAGCCUGCACCCUCACAGUGUUCCCCCCGAGGACCCUCACGGGCUCGCCCUCCAGAGAGUCCGGCCCCCUCUCAGCACCUUGAGGAUCGAGGGGGGCGGGGGGGCGGGGCAGGGGGCCACCCUGCUUACACCCCCCACAGGACCCCCCCCCCCCCCCCCCACACACACUAUAGACAUUUGUUUGCACUUCCCUUUUGGACUAAAUCUGUACUGCAUUCCCGAA
Messenger RNA from Osmerus eperlanus (European smelt), 2376 nucleotides. RefSeq names its product kelch-like family member 13 (gene klhl13). Gene Ontology annotation, cellular component: Cul3-RING ubiquitin ligase complex. The record is from RefSeq and is a predicted model, not a curated record. Gene Ontology annotation, biological process: regulation of cytokinesis; protein ubiquitination. NCBI's taxonomy places the organism in Eukaryota, Metazoa, Chordata, Actinopteri, Osmeriformes, Osmeridae. Gene Ontology annotation, molecular function: cullin family protein binding; ubiquitin-protein transferase activity.